UGGAAGAUGCAGACCUUCCUGAAAGGGAAAAGGGUUGGUUAUUGGCUGAGCGAGAAGAAAAUCAAGAAGCUGAAUUUCCAGGCGUUUGCGGUGCUUUGCAGGAAAAGGGGAAUAGAAGUUAUACAGCUUGACCUUACCAGACCAAUAGAAGAUCAGGGCCCACUAGAUGUGAUCAUACACAAACUAACGGAUGUCAUUAUUGAAGCAGACCAAAAUGACAGCCAGUCAUUGGAGUUGGUUCACAGGUUCCAGGAGUAUAUUGAUGCUCAUCCUGAAACCAUCAUUCUGGACCCCCUUCCUGCUAUCAGGACACUGCUGGACCGAUCAAAGUCUUAUGAGCUUAUUAGACAGAUAGAGGCCUAUAUGCAAGAUGAGAGGAUCUGUUCUCCACCAUUUAUGGAACUGACAAGCACAUAUGGAGAAGACACCUUGCAGCAAAUAGAGAAGAGUGGAAUAGCAUUCCCAUUUAUUUGCAAGACAAGAGUGGCCCAUGGAACCAACUCUCAUGAAAUGGCUAUCAUAUUCAACCAGGAAGGCCUGAAGGCCAUCCAGCCCCCGUGUGUGAUUCAAAGCUUCAUCAACCAUAACGCCGUCCUCUAUAAAGUCUUUGUGGUUGGAGAGUCAUACAGUGUGGUGAAGAGGCCGUCUCUCAAGAACUUCUCAGCUGGCAUUUCAGAUCGAGAAUCGAUAUUUUUCAACAGCCACAAUGUAUCAAAGCCAGAAUCCUCUUCAGUCCUAACAGCACUUGAUAAAAUAGAAGGCGUGUUUGAGAGGCCAAAUGACGAGGUCAUCCGAGCGAUCUCAAAGGCGCUGCGGCAGGCCCUGGGGGUGUCUCUCUUCGGGAUUGACGUCAUCAUUAACAAUCAGACUGGUCAGCACGCUGUGAUUGACAUCAAUGCAUUCCCAGGUUAUGAGGGUGUCUCAGAAUUCUUCACUGACCUCCUCAACCACAUCGCUGCUGUCCUGCAGGGGCAAGCGCCCGAGGUGUCCCAACUCAACCGCAGCAAGCACCAGGCCGAGCAGACCGGCAACUUAGCGGGGGAGAGGACAUGCUGCGCGAGCAAUGGCUGCCGGAGCCUGGUGGGCAAAGACCCCUGGAUAGUGGACAGCGAGACCACCCCCUCUGUGAAGCUUCAGCACCAGAGACUAGGCUGCAACUCGGCAGUCUCCCCGAGCUUUCAGCAGCACUGCGUUGCCACAUUGGCAACGAAAGCUUCCUCUCAAUAACCCAAACGGGCGCCGUGGACUGAGGGGGAGAACCCUAGGCCCCAGGAUCAAAGCAGGCUGGGUUGGUAAUGCAACUACUACUUAAAAAAAAAAUCUCUAUUAGUUCAACGUGAUUUUU
Euleptes europaea (tarantolino) is the source of this 1345-nucleotide messenger RNA. RefSeq names its product inositol-tetrakisphosphate 1-kinase (gene ITPK1). The record is from RefSeq and is a predicted model, not a curated record. Gene Ontology annotation, biological process: inositol trisphosphate metabolic process. NCBI's taxonomy places the organism in Eukaryota, Metazoa, Chordata, Lepidosauria, Squamata, Sphaerodactylidae. The coding region runs from base 7 to 1227 and encodes 406 amino acids. Gene Ontology annotation, cellular component: cytoplasm. Gene Ontology annotation, molecular function: inositol-1,3,4-trisphosphate 6-kinase activity; ATP binding; inositol-1,3,4-trisphosphate 5-kinase activity. The transcript has 10 exons.